Cyprinus carpio (common carp) is the source of this 1278-nucleotide messenger RNA. RefSeq names its product probable cyclin-dependent serine/threonine-protein kinase DDB_G0292550. The annotation marks the transcript as partial. The transcript has a single exon. The record is from RefSeq and is a predicted model, not a curated record. NCBI's taxonomy places the organism in Eukaryota, Metazoa, Chordata, Actinopteri, Cypriniformes, Cyprinidae.
AGCAACAACUGCUGCACCCACCUUAACAACAACUGCACCAACAUCAACCAUUCUAUCAACAACUGCACCAACAUCAACAUCUGCCACUCUACCAACAACUGCUACACCAACCUCAACAUCAACUGCACCAACAUCUACCACUCUGCCAACAGCUGCUGGAGCAACCCCAACAUCAACUGCACCAACAUUUACCACUCCAUCAAUAACAACUGGACCAGUAUCUACCACUCUAUCAACAACUGCACCAACUUCAAAAUCAACUGCUCCAACAUCUACCACUCUGCCAACAACUGCUGCACCAACCUCAAUAACAUCUGCUGUACCAACUUCAACAUCAACUGCACCGACAUCUACCACUCUGCCAACAUCUGCUGUACCAACCUCAACAACAUUAACUGCACCAAAAUCUACAAGUCUGCCAACAUCUGCUGCACCAACCUCAACAACAACUGCACCAACAUCUACCACUCCAUCAAUGGCAACUGUACCAACAGUUACCACUCUGUCAACAACAACUGCACAAAUAUUUACCACUCUAUCAACAAGUGCUUCACCAACCUCAACAACAACUGCAGCACCAAUGUCAACAUCAACUGCACCAACAUUUACCACUCUACCGACAACUGCUGCACCAACCUCAACAUCAACUGCACCAACAUCUACCACUCCAUCAACAACAACUGCACUAACCUCAACAUUAACUGCAUCACAACAACUAUACCAACAUUUACCACUCUGUCAACAACUGCACCAACAUCUACCACUCUACCAACAACUGCUGCACUAACAUCUACCACUCUACCAACAACUGCUGCACCAACCUCAACAAAAACUGCACAAACAUCCACCACUCUAUCAACAACUGCACCAACAUCAACAUCUACCAAUCUACCAACAACUGCUGCAACAACCUCAACAUCAAACGCACCAACAUCUACCACUCUACCAGCAACUGAUGCACCAACUUCAAUAACAAAUGUACCGACAUUUACCUCUCUGUCAACAACAACUGCACAACAACUAUUGUGCUCUACAUUUAACUGUUUAACUAAAUUUGAUGAAUUUUGUUCAAAAAUUUUUGUCUGUACCAACAACUGCUGCACCAACAUCUACCACGCCAUCAACAACUGCUGCACCAACUUUAACAUCAGCUGCACCAACAUAUUCCACUCCAUCAUCAGCAACUGCACCAACCUCAACAUCAACUGCACCAACAUCUAUUACUCUACCAACAACUGCUGCACCAACCUCAACAGCAACAGCACCAACUUCUACUAA